UUUGUUAAAAGUUGUUCUAUUAUUUCAGGGGACAAAAGGAAAAGAGUUCUUCGUUGUAGCAGUUAUAGAAGGCCAUGACAUAGCUGAAGCCAUAGCAAUUAUACACUUCAAUAUUCAUUGCUGCAGGCCACAUACGUCGGCCAUUUUGUUAAUAUCAUCAAUAAUUCUUAUGGCUAAAGCAAUGCAGCGUGAUGAAGAAACUGGACCUUUAGUGACUCCAAAUUUAAACGACUCAAGAAUCGGAGAUUUCUUUCGUGAUCGAGCAGUUUUCAUAACUGGAGGAACUGGUUUUGUUGGAAAAGCCCUGGUUGAGAAGCUACUUCGUUCCUGCAGCGAAUUAAAGGAAAUCUAUCUCCUUCUUCGACCCAAGAACGGUCAAAAUGUCAGACAAAGACUCGAUGACCUUGUCACAUGUCAGGUGUUCGAUAGGAUUAGAAGAGAAAGUCCUUCUUCAUUAAACAAAAUAAUUCCAGUUAGCGGUGACAUCACAGAAGCUGAAUUAGGCAUUAACGCUAAUGACCAAAAACUGUUAAUGAAGAGUAUAUCGUUGGUUUUUCACUGUGCCGCAACCGUUAGAUUUGACGAACCAUUCAGGCAAUAUGUUAACAUCAAUGUGCUUGCAUGCAGAAGACUGUUGGAGCUUUGUAAGAAAAUGGAACACCUAGAGGUCCUUGUCCAUACUUCAACAGCCUACAGUCACUGUAACAGAAAAGUAAUUGAUGAAGUUGUGUAUCCAGAAGCUGUGCCAUACCAGAAGAUCAUUGAUGCUACUCAAUGGAUGAAUGAUGACUUGCUUAGUACAAUUAGUCCUCAUCUUGAAGAUGGAAGACCAUGUAGCUACCACUACACCAAGUCCCUGGCAGAAAACCUUUUAGUACAAGAAUGUGGCAAUAUACCACUGGCCAUUGUCCGUCCAUCGAUUGUUACUGCUGCCUGGCAAGAACCUAUUCCUGGCUGGGUGGAUAAUUUGAAUGGCCCAUCUGGAUUUAUAGUUGCUACUGGAAAAGGAGUUUUAAGGACUAUGACAGCAAACCGUAAUAUUGGAGCAGAUGUAGUACCUGUGGAUACUGUAGUAAAUAUGCUAAUUGCUGUGGCCUGGAACACUGCCAUAAAGAAACCAAACAACAUAAUGGUAUACAACUGCACCACAGGAUCCAUUGUUAAGGUGACAUGGGGACAAAUUGAAAAAUUAGCUUAUCCUUUUGUUGUGAAACAUCCUAGCAUGCAGGUGUUCCGAUACCCUGGUGGGAGUUUUAAACAUUAUUGGUGGUUGAACAGCAUUUGUGAAAUGGUGGAACACAAUAUUCCAGCUUACUUCGUUGACUUCUUAGCCAGACUAACUGGUUAUAAACCUGGGUUGGUUGCUUUGUACAAAAAACUUCAUCGUGCUGUUCAUAUACUGGAGUACUUCACAACUAACGAAUGGACUUUUCAUUGCAAUAAUGUACUGAUGUUAUUGGACCAGUUGGAGGGAAAAGAUAAAGAGACCUUCAGUUUUGAUGUUCGUCCAAUAAAGUGGGCACCUUACAUGGAAAAUUAUGUACUGGGAGUUCGAAAAUUUAUUUUAAAAGAGGAUGAAUCAACCUUACCAGCAGCACGCCGAAAACUUCAGCGACUCUAUUAUUAUGGUCAGCUAACUCGGCUUGCACUGAUUCUGGGAUUUAUUCGUCUUCUCAUCUUCCGUUCAGAAAGAGCACGCAAGCUUUGGUGGUCGCUUCUGUCUUAUAGCAUGACAAUUAUACAAAGAAUUCCUCAGCAGUUAACUUCUUGAGUAAGGAUUUUUUGUUAGUUAUGAUUGGUUACUGGAGAUGAGAUUGACAUGGCUAAAGAGCUUUCAGUUCCGAGAUUUGUGUUUUAUAUGUUAAAAGUACCAAAGCAGGCAAUAUUUGUGUAAUAUCAUGAAAUUCUAGACUGUGGUAUUUUGUAAAUAUGUUGCAAUGUUGUAAUUUGGGCUUAUUUACCUCAUCUUUAUUUCAAGCUUUUAUCAUUGUUAAGAAACUCACUCCAUCAUUUUGUGCAAAACUAUGACUUACAAUGCACCAAUUUGUUGAGAUUAUUAAACACUUAACUAUGCUACAUUAUUAAUACA
Molecule: messenger RNA, 2089 nt
Organism: Limulus polyphemus (Atlantic horseshoe crab)
Lineage: Eukaryota; Metazoa; Arthropoda; Merostomata; Xiphosura; Limulidae
Product: putative fatty acyl-CoA reductase CG5065
Exons: 14
Coding region: 170-1771 (533 amino acids)
Biological process (GO): long-chain fatty-acyl-CoA metabolic process
Cellular component (GO): peroxisome
Molecular function (GO): alcohol-forming very long-chain fatty acyl-CoA reductase (NADP+) activity
Source: RefSeq, a predicted model, not a curated record